CCCUUAAAACGUGAAACAUAGCUAAAUCCCGGUGUAAAGUAGCUAACCUCUGUUCAAGUGCUCCGAACACAGUCGGUAUGUCUGCGACUGAUAUGUCCGGUGUGUUGGAUAUCCUUCGGUUAUUGUAUCGGCACACGCAGACACUGGAGGAGUUUUCGGACAGCAUCGUGUUCAGAGAGGGACAGAAAGCAGCUCUCAUUGAGCAGACAGAUACAAACCGUUUCAAAUCGUUCGUUAGGAGUGUUUUUGUGUGCUUUGACAAGGAGCUACAGAAGGUAGCGAGCUGCAAACAGAUCUGCAGUCUGCCUGAACUACUGGCGUUUGUUCUCAACACUCUAAAAAGAAAAAGAAAAAGGAAUGUCUUGGCACAUGGGUAUAAUUUUCAGACGCUGGCUCAGGAGGAUCGGGAUGCAGAUUUCCUCAAAUUCCAAGGCGAUGUAACACAGAGUGCUGCCUACAUCCACGGCAGUGACCUGUGGAAAAAAGUCAUAACGCGUCUGGGCACAGACAUCACGCAGUAUCUCCUGGAGAGCUGCUCUGUGUUUGUGGCAGUUCCUCCUUCGUGUGCUUUCCAGGUGUGCGGCCCUCCAGUCUAUGACAGGGUGUCCAUGACCACGGCCUCUUGUGGGUUUUUUCUCCAGCCGCGAGUCAGGAAAUAUAAUCGUACCAAGACUGAGAGCUGUCGAGGGUCAGUGAGUUUGAAACAGAAAUGCACAGUUGUGACUCCUGCAAGCAAGAAGAUGAAAAGAAGGAAUAAAGGAGGGACAAAGGGGAAAAGAAAACGGGAAACUGGAGAAGAGGAGGAGGUGGCAGUUUGUUCAAGAAAGAGGAGGCGAGUAGCAUCUGUAGAACAUCAACAGGCGAUCCAACAAGUUGGCUCUGAAAAGGAAGGACAGGCCGUGGCUGUGGAAUCAGCACCACCUACAGCUUUCAAACAGCCUGUUGAAAUGCCAACAUUUGUACUUCCCUUGGAGGGUGGUCCUAGUUGGAGAACAGGGAUUUUCCCCCCUUUACCACCCUCGCAAUGUUUUAUCCGUACCCUGGGAUUCCUGUAUGGGGGCAGGGGCAUGCGUGGCUUUCUUCUUAACAGGAGGAAGAAGACUGCUCAUGGAUCCAGAAGGCUUCAAGGACAAGAUCUGGUAAGAAUAGUCUUCUUCGAGGGACUAGCGCAUUUGAAUGGAGUAGAGAGGAAGCCUAAAAAACUCUCCCAGCGGUUCUUUGGCUUGGUCCCCCUGUUUAGGCAGCUCUUACAACAACACAGGAGAUGUCCCUACACCAGAAUACUACAGAGGUUAUGUCCAUCAAUGGAGGAGAGCAAUGCAGGACAGGGAGAACUAAACUCACUCUUACCUCAGCACUGUGCACCGCACAGGGUUUACCUGUUUGUCCGGGAAUGCCUCUCUUCUGUGAUCCCACAAGAACUGUGGGGCUCUGAUCAAAACCGGCUGCAUUUCUUUGCCAGGGUCAGGACUUUCUUGCAAAGUGGCAAGUUUGAGAGGCUCUCACUGGCUGAACUGAUGUGGAAGAUAAAGGUGAAUGACUGUGGUUGGUUGAAGAGGAGUAAAACAGGCCGUUUUCCACCCAGCGAGCUUGCGUAUCGGACACAGGUCCUGGGUCAGUUCUUGGCUUGGCUUCUGGAUGGAUAUGUUACAGGCCUUGUGAGAGCCUGUUUCUAUGCAACAGAGAGUAUUGGGCAGAAGAACGCCAUCAGGUUCUACAGGCAGGAAGUCUGGACCAAACUGCAAGAAUUGGCCUUCAGAGGUCACCUUUCCAAAGGCCAGAUGGAGGAGCUGACUCCAGCUCAGGUGGCAUCCCUGCCCAAAGGCACCGUCAUCUCCCGCCUUCGCUUCAUUCCCAAGACUGAUGGCAUGAGGCCCAUCACACGAGUCAUAGGAGCAGAUGCCAAAACAAGGCUCUACCGAGGUCGUGUCAGGGACUUGCUGGAUAUGCUGCGGGCCUGUGUGCGUGCCACUCCAUCACUACUGGGAUCCACAGUGUGGGGGAUGACUGACAUCCACAAAGUUUUGUGCUCUUUGGCACCAGCGCAGAAAGAAAAACCACAACCCCUCUAUUUUGUUAAGAUGGACGUGAGUGGAGCCUAUGAGAGUUUGCCGCAUGACAAACUCAUAGAGGUGAUUGGCCAAGCCCUGUCACCUGUCCACGAUGAACUCUUUACCAUCCGCCGCUAUGCCAAGAUCUGGGCAGACUCACACGAAGGCCUGAAAAAGGCCUUUGUCAGACAGGCAGAUUUCCUGGAGGAUAACAUAGGAUCCACCAACAUGAAGGGCUUUUCGACGUCAUUGCAGAGAAAAGGCAAAGUUCAUCACGCCGUCCUGGUUGAACAGCACUUUUGCUCAGAUCUUCAUGGCAGAGAGGCAUUGCAGUUCUUUACCCAAAUGCUAACUGGGAGUGUUGUUCAGUAUGGGAAAAAGACGUACCGUCAGUUCCGGGGGAUUCCUCAGGGAUCGGUUGUAUCUAGUUUGCUCUGCUGCCUUUGCUACGGCCACAUGGAGAAUCUCCUGUUUAAAGAUAUUCCAGGACACAAAGGGUGUUUGAUGAGACUGGUGGAUGACUUCCUUCUGAUUACACCAGACCAACAUGAAGCACAAGCUUUUCUGAAGAUCUUGCUGGCCGGAGUGCCACAGUAUGGUCUGGCAGUCAACCCGCAGAAGGUGGUUUUGAACUUUCAGGUAUCGGGAAGCGCGGCUUCCUGUCCCGACAUUCGCAUGCUGCCCCCUCGCUGCCUCUUCCCCUGGUGUGGACUGCUGCUGGACACCCACACACUGGACGUCUAUAAAGACUAUUCCAGCUAUGCUGGACUGUCUCUGCGCUACAGCCUUACUCUGGGUUCAUCCCACUCUGCAGGACAGCAGAUGAAAAGGAAACUAAUGGCUAUCCUCAGGCUCAAGUGUCAUGCCCUGUUCUUUGACUUGAAGACUAAUUCUCUUGAAGCGGUCUACAAGAACAUGUACAAGAUGGUGCUGCUGCAUGCGUACAGGUACUGUUGUCAGUGUCAGAUUGUGUUACUGAGCUGUGAUGUAAAAUUCAACCCAUUUUCCUUCAGCCACCUGAGCAAACACAUUAAUAACUUAAUUUCUUCUCUCUUUGCCUCUCUAGGACUGAUUUUAGGUGAUAAGGCCCAGACGGGGAUUGUGCAGUACGAAGCAGUGGAGCUGCUUUUCUGUCUGUGCUUCUUGCUGGUGCUGUCACAACACCGUCUUCUCUAUAAAGAUCUGCUCGCACACCUGCACAAACGAAAGCGCAGUCUGGAGCGGCGUCUGGGGGACCUGAGGCUGGCCAGGGUGCGGCAGGCCGCUAACCCCAGGACUCCAGUCGACUUCUUGGCCAUUCAGACGUAAAUUACUAUUCCUAGUCCCAGUUUCCAACAUGACCGCAGAACAAUACUUGGAGAUUAAAGGUCUGGAUUUAUUUAAUCUAGAUUCCCUCCCCUUUUUUGUUAAAAACAUAUUAAAAGCCUUUUUUUUUCUUUUGCUUUGUUUAAUUCUUAAGUUGUAAGUGUUUUAACAAUAUAUAUCACCAAAAAAACCCCAAACCAAUACAUGACAUCUUUCGGAUCUAGAGUGUCAGGAAACAUGUCUGGAAAACACAGUACUUAGUCGUGUGCUGCAAAACACUUAAGUGCUAAACCUCAGUCAUAAACGCACACAAUCAAACAACAGCAACCUGUCAAGAUCGGUAAUUGAAAGUCAUGCAGCUACUAUAAUAGAGCAGGUCUCAGCCCAUAGCUGUGUGUGUCUUUGUGGACUUUGAUUUACACCUUGUAGUAGUUUUCCAUAAAGAGCAUGUGAGGACAUACGUCACAGAAGUUGUGAGCCAUUCACCAAAGGAUUGUUUUUUUUUACUUUUGUGUUACAUCACAUAUGCUCAGUUCUUUAGAUAAUGCUAAAGUUGUUCAGAAAUGAACAAACCUGAAGGGUUCUGUGUUCUUUAUUUAUUUAUUUUUAUUUUUACUAUGUUCAACUGUGCAGAUUCAUAUAUUUGGAGUCAAAGAAACGUGUGUAAUGGAUAUAAUGUUAUAUUGGAUAUAUGAUAUGUAAAAAAUAUGUAAAAUGAAAAUUAAGAAUGUCACUGUUAAAU
Molecule: messenger RNA, 4098 nt
Organism: Pundamilia nyererei
Lineage: Eukaryota; Metazoa; Chordata; Actinopteri; Cichliformes; Cichlidae
Gene: tert
Product: telomerase reverse transcriptase
Exons: 15
Coding region: 78-3359 (1093 amino acids)
Biological process (GO): telomere maintenance via telomerase
Cellular component (GO): telomerase catalytic core complex
Molecular function (GO): telomerase RNA binding; telomerase activity; telomeric repeat DNA binding
Source: RefSeq, a predicted model, not a curated record